UCUUGCCCAACCGCGCAGCCUGAAAGAACCCACGCCCAGGAGUGUCACUCCAGUCAGCGGGCCUGGACGUCUCUGGAGAACAGUCCUGUCCGCCGCGGGCCAGGCAUCGAGGGGACAUCGGAGUCUCUUCACACGGCUCGAGGUGUCCUCAUGACUUCUCUGGCAGACCAUGCCCAUGAUCGUUUUUGCCAGCAUAGUACGGGUGAGGGAUGGGCUGCCCCUCUCAGCCUCCACUGACUUCUACUACGCCCAGGAGUUUCUGGAAUGCAGGAGGCAGCUCAAGGCCUUAGCCCAGAGGCUGGCUCAGCAUCCAGGCCGAGGUUCUGCAGAAAGCCGUGACUUCCAUAUCUAUUUCUCGUCGUCGGGGGACGUGGCCUGCAUGGCCAUCUGCUCGCGCCAGUGCCCGGCAGCCAUGGCCUUCUGCUUCCUGGAGACUCUGUGGUGGGACUUCAUAGCUUCCUAUGACGCCACACACAUCGGCCUGGCCUCCCGGCCCUACGCUUUUCUUGAGUUCGACAGUGUCAUUCAGAAAACAAAGUGGCAUUUUAACCACAUGAGCUCCUCCCAGAUGAAGAGUGGCUUCGAGAAGAUUCAGGAGGAGCUUGAGCUCCAGCCUCCCGCACUUCUGUCCCUGGAGGGCACAGACGUGGCCAAUGGCGUGCCGAAUGGCCACACCCCAGUGCACGCCGAGUCUGCUCUGAAUCUCCGGAUGGAGCCGGUGACGGCGCUGGGCGUCCUCUCCCUCGUGCUCAACAUCAUGUGCGCUGCCCUGAACCUCAUCCGCGGAGUUCACCUUGCAGAACACUCCUUACAGAUCGCCCAGGAGGAAGUUGGGAACAUCCUGGCCUUCUUCGUCCCUUCUGUGGCCUGCAUCGUCCAGUGUUACCUGUACCUGUUCUAUAGUUCAGCCAGGACUCUGAAGGUGGUGCUGAUGCUGGCCUUCAUCUGCCUGGGCAACGUGUACCUGCACGGGCUGAGGAACACCUGGCAAAUCCUCUUUCACAUAGGAGUGGCUCUUCUGUCUUCGUAUCAGACCCUAACCAGACAGCUGCAGGAGAGGCAGUCUGACUAUGGAGUGUGAGGACAGCAUUAUGCAGUG
Molecule: messenger RNA, 1099 nt
Organism: Arvicola amphibius (Eurasian water vole)
Lineage: Eukaryota; Metazoa; Chordata; Mammalia; Rodentia; Cricetidae
Gene: Sec22c
Product: SEC22 homolog C, vesicle trafficking protein
Exons: 7
Coding region: 170-1081 (303 amino acids)
Biological process (GO): endoplasmic reticulum to Golgi vesicle-mediated transport
Source: RefSeq, a predicted model, not a curated record